Messenger RNA from Etheostoma cragini (Arkansas darter), 5475 nucleotides. RefSeq names its product BCL9 transcription coactivator (gene bcl9). Gene Ontology annotation, cellular component: beta-catenin-TCF complex. The record is from RefSeq and is a predicted model, not a curated record. Gene Ontology annotation, molecular function: beta-catenin binding; transcription coactivator activity. The transcript is spliced from 10 exons. Lineage: Eukaryota; Metazoa; Chordata; Actinopteri; Perciformes; Percidae. Gene Ontology annotation, biological process: canonical Wnt signaling pathway; positive regulation of transcription by RNA polymerase II. Bases 543 to 5027 code for a protein of 1494 amino acids.
UGGAACGGAGGGGGGAGAGACGACAGGAAAUCUUGACUGGGAUGUAAUGGAGUAGGACCACUGGAAAGCUCGGGCGAAAGGGGGGAGGCAUAUUUCUAUUUUAUAAUGUUACCGUGAUAAUGUUGUGAUUUGUUUAGUGUACGAUAUGAAUCCGUAGAUCGGGGAAACCGGAGAUUAAGAUAACAUUCCAGGUGUGAAUGACUUGUGGCUGUGAGGUGUCGUGAGUGUGCCAGGUUCCUGCACAGCCUCCGUGGCUGACUGCGGGGAGGAGUUGAGUGGAGAGCAGACAUCAGUGCCCAGGGGACCUACGGCCUGGUUCUCCAUAUGAGGCCCUGCUGAAAGGGCAGGGGGGCUUCUGAGUGUGCCCAAGGGCCGUUGAAAGCCCCCUUGUGGGAGUUUCAUAAAUACUCACUGAACAAGAAAAGACUCCUGAACUAUUGUUACUGUUUUCACACAUUUCCUUACACACACACACACACACACACACACACACACACACAUACGUGCGCACACACCCUCAUACAGACAAGGACAUAGAGAGAAUGUUGGAGGUCCAAGAGGAGAGGCCAGCGGCGGCAGGUACAGCAGCGACACAUUUCAGUAAGAAGGUGCGAGGGAAGAAAGAGCGAGAGGAGGCCAAGGACGGUCGGGGAAACCUCGCAAAUAUCGGGAAUCCUGUUCCUGGAUCCAGGAACGUGCGCACAAAAGCGGCGCUCACACACACCGGCAAUCCUCACCAGCUCAUCACUUCCCCCUGUUCUGUAGUCCUGGGAGCCCCAUCAAUGCACUCCAAUAGGCUAAAGAACUCCCCGUCCACCAACACGCAGAGCCCUAAACCUAAGACGGAGGCCAUGGUACGCUCACCUCCCGUCACGUCCCCCUCUACUGCGACCCAGAUGGACUCUAAAAUGCCCAAUCAGGGUAAACCAGGGAGCACUGGAAGCCAAUCACAGCCCUCACCCUGCGACCCCAAGACCUUAGGCUCCAAAGGGACUCAGAAUGUGGCAGGGGGAAUGGGGCUGAAGAAUGGCCAGGGACUCACCUCUGGCCCAAGCUCCAAGGUUAAAGUCAAAAGGGAGAGAAGUACCUCAGUUGAGUCGUUUGAACAGCCCGAUAUUGGCACACCCACUGGUGAGGAAAAAGACAGCAGCAGGGUAAAGAGGAUGUGUGUAGCAGAAAGGAGGCAGCCAUACAGUGGAGCUGACUGGUGCUCUGGAGGAGAAAGUGACGAAGAUGACAAAGGAUUCUUCAAUUGUAACUCAAGUGACGUGAAGCCCCAGGACUCCGUCACACAUUCUACCUCCAAUGCCGGACUCAGUCGCUCCUCCACACCCUCCCACAAUACACUGGGAGGCCAGGGUUCCACAACAGAAACUGCUAGUGGCCAGAAACCAGGCACAAAACUUGUUUAUGUCUUCACCACGGAAAUGGCCAACAAGGCAGCUGAUGCAGUUCUAACUGGUCAUACAGAAAACAUCAUUGCCUUCCACAUGAAAAACAUCUCCAACAGCAAGGACAAAGCUCACCUCCUCCUGAACAACGCAGCAAGCGCCCUCCGAAAUGACGCCAAGCCUCCCCAGCAACCCCCGUCGCAUGCCCAAGAUCAGAGCCACCAACCUGGAUCCAAAUCGUCCUUACCUGGCAUGGCAGAGCCUGCCCCACCCCAGCCAAACCAAGGAAGCCAAUCUGGUGUUCUUCCCCAGGAGGGGCCACCUUCUGCAGGCAUGGAAUCCAAAAAUCCUCCCAGCAGUAGCCCCAGUAACACUACAGCUCCAGUUGACCAGGCCCCCGUCCCCCAACCUGAGGCAGGCCUCAACCCUCCAACAGCAGGUGAAGGAGGGCAGGGUGGAGGCUCUGGUGUAGCGGGUCUGACACCCCAGCAACAGCAACAACAGCAGCAGCUGGCCCAGGAGCUGUUGAACAUGGAAGCCAACACAGAGGGUCUGUCCCAAGAACAGUUGGAGCAUCGCCAGCGCUCCCUGCAGACAUUACGAGAUAUUCAGCGCAUGCUUUUCCCUGAUGACCGUGAUGCCCCACCAACUGGACCCCCACCGUCCCACGGUGGACCCCAUGAUGGAGGUCCUGAUGGUGCACCCCGUAGGUCUGAGCAAGGCCCACUACAAGCUAUGAUGGCACAGUCUCAGAGCCUCGGACCACCAGGUGGGCCAGGACCUCGUCCACAAGGUCCACCCUUUGGCCCACCCCAUGGCCCACCCCAUGGUCCCAGGGAUAUGCCCCCAUUUCCACAAGAUGAAAUGGGUGCACACAUGGGGGGUCCGGGGGGCUGUGGAGAUGGAGAUCAGAUGACGCCAGAACAGGUGGCUUGGCUGAAGCUACAGCAGGAGUUUUAUGAAGAGAAAAGAAAGAAGCAAGAAAUGCAACACCGGCCACUUCCUCCAGACAUGAUGAUGCACCCCCAUGGUCCACGUGGCAUGAUGCGAGGCCCCCCGCCUCCCUACCAGAUGGGCCCAGGAGAGAUGUGGGGAGGACCAGGUGGUCCACCAGAGCACUACCAGGAGCGCAUGGGCCCUGGCCCCAGGGGUAUGCCCCCACAUAUGCAGAGGAUGCCUGGCUUUUCUGGUAUGAUAAAUCCCGAGAUGGAGGGCCAUCCAAGGCCUGGAAUGGGCUGGCCUGACGACAUGCCUCCCCGGAUGGGAGAUGGACGAGGCUUCCCCGGAGGACCUGGGGGAAUGUUUGCUGGUCCAGGGGGUCGUGGUGAACGUUUCCCAAAUCCUCAGUCAGUCCAAGAAGCAAUGUUCCACCAAGGUAUGGGUGGAGAGAAGGGCAUCCCUCCAGGUAUGAUGAUGGACAUGCAAAGGAUGAUGGGACACCAAAGAGUUGGAAUGGAACCUGGUAAUGGCAUGGGCAUGUUUCCCAGAAUGCCUGGUGAUGGUCCUAUGAGUCCAUCCUCUAGGCUCCAGGGAAUGGGGGGGAGGGAAAUGGGACCUGAGUUUGGUAUGGGCCCUGGCCCUGGGCCAGGACCUCAUAUGCACCCUUCCAAGCUACGAGAUCCCUCCAUGAAUAUGAGUCCUGAUGAGAUCAUGAGAAUGAGAGGAGGUGGAGGACCUCCAAUGGAGAGCAUGGGUCCACAAGGCCGGCCUAUGCAGGGUCCUCCCUUCCCUGAGCAGACACAGCCAGGAGAUUUUCCUAUGGGGCCUGGGCGACCCUUCCCAGGGGGGCCUGGAGGAAUGAGGGGUCCACAUGUAGACCAGGCCUUUGGUCCAGAGCACAGAUCUACACCAACAGGAGGUAAUGGCCGUAUUAACCACCUCCCCCCUGCUGGUGGCCCUUCACAAGGUCAGAGGGGCCGCAAGCCAGCAGACCUAAAUGUCCAAGCAGGGGGGGGGAACUCUCCCAGUAUCAACCCACUUAAGUCCCCUCCUCUGAGGCAAGUGCAGUCCCCCAUGAUGGGCUCUCCCUCUGGAAACCUUAAAUCCCCUCAGACACCGUCCCAGCUGGCUGGCAUGCUUACUGGUCCCACAGGCCCCAGUGCCCCUCCACCUCCUACAGCCUCAGCACCAAUGAAAUCCCCCCACUCCAUGAUGGGAUCAGCUGGUGCUUCUCCUGUUCAUAUGAGGUCUCCUUCGCUUCCUAACCCCUCUCCAGGAUGGGCAUCCUCACCAAAACCACCCAUGCAGAGUCCUGGAGUACCACCCCAGGGUGGCAAGCCUCCCCUCAGCAUCACCUCGCCGAACAUGAUGGGGAGCAUGGAGCAAGGUGGUAACGGCCCUCCCUCAGCCCCUCCUUCAUCAGGGGCUCCAUCUGGCUCCAUGUCCCUCCCAGGCAACGUCCCGUCUGGCAGUCCGUACAACAUACCCCCCGAGCCAACUCUAUCCCAGAACCCUCUCUCCAUCAUGAUGUCACGCAUGUCCAAGUUUGCAAUGCCCAGCUCCACCCCACUCUACCAUGAUGCCAUAAAGACCGUUGCCAGCUCUGAUGACGACUCACCCCCGGCUCGCUCCCCUAACCUGCCGUCAGUGAACAAUGGCAUGGCAAUGAAUCACCAAGGCAAUCCACGGAUGAUGGGACCCGGAAACGCUGGAUCCAUGUCUGCCCUCAGCCCUCUGGGUAUGAAUCCAAUGGGAUCCCAGCCCCUCUCCCAUGGUAUGCCCCCACAGAUGCCUUCUCCCAAUACCCCGAACAUGGGCCCAGGCAUGAUGCCUCAUGGCAUGAUGAUGGCACCAAAUCCCCAAGACCCUGGUAUGGGAAACCCCCAAAUGAUGCCCCAGGGACGCAUGGGUUAUCCUCACCGAAGCCAGCCGUACCCCCUCACCCAGUCCCCUUCCCAGCAGGGCCCUUUCUCCCCGCACAACGGUCCUGGUCCCCAAGGUUUCCCUGGCCAUCCCAUGGGCUUCCAGGGAGAAGGCGCACCUAUGGGAGGGCGGAUGGGGAACAUGCCUCAUGGAGGAGGGGGUGAUGGGGGUAUGUGCAAGCCCAAUACCCCAGGAGGGCCAGAGUUUAACAACAUGCAAGGUGGAUUCAGUGAUGCAGAUCUUCAUGAGGUGAUGCGACCAGGAGCAUCUGGCAUUCCUGAGUUUGACUUGUCCAGGAUAAUCCCAUCAGAAAAGCCCAGCCAGACUCUGUCUUAUUUCCCCCGAGGUGGGGGAGACAACCCUGGAGGAAAACCACCACACCCCUCUGGCUUCCCCAUGCAGGGCAUGAUGGGCGAUGGACCACCAAGGAUGGGGAUGUCCAUGCAUGGGAUGGGGGGGAUGCCGGGAGGGCCUGGUGGGGGAAUUUGCCCCCAAGACAUGCCAAUGGGCAACCCUGGCCACAACUCUAUGCGGCCACCAGGAUUCAUGGGCCAAGGCAUGAUGGGCCCCCAGCACCGGAUGAUGUCUCCUGGGGGUCCAGGAGGGAUGAUGCAGGGGAGGCAAAUGGCUCACCCAGGCCCUGGUGGCUCACCUAAUAUGAUGAUGUCACUGCAGGGCAUGGGUGGCCCACCACAGCAGACAAUGAUGAUGGGGGGUCAGAUGAGGCCACGUGACAUGGACAUGGGGUUCAGUCCAGGCCCUGGAAUGUUCUAAUCCAACAGAAACCUUGUAUGUAGAAUGUUCUUGGACAAUACACAAGGAUGGAGUAAAGGUGAUGGUGUGUGGAAAAUGUUCAGAAAACUCUGCUGCGCUCAAGCAAAGGACGUAUAAUACAAGAAAGGAUGUACCCAGAAAUAACCAGAAUGGAGUUAACCCGUCACCUGGUAAUGUCAUGUGGGAAUUUUUCCAAUGGAGACUCAGACAGGCCCAGAUUGGAGUACUUUUGCCACAAGAACAUUUUAAUUUUGACUCAUGAACUUCAGAAUGUAUGGGAUUGUUGUGCAUCAGUUUCACAAAACUGUUCUUGUGUUUUUUGAAUAUCGGACUAUAAAGAUGACUUUCAUCAUCAAAGAGGAAUCAACCUAAUUCAAAGUCAGCGUGGAGAUGCUACAGUAUAUGUCUACUUUUUUCAACAACAAAAAAAACAAAUUUGUCAUGAAAG